UAUUGAAUACAUUUAAAAUCUUUAACAUAUCAAGACCUUAUUUCGAAAUGAAAUUAAUUACCCGAUUAUACAAUUACCAUCUGACAAAAGAAUCUUGUACGUACUUUCAAAAUCCCAACAGAUAAAGAAAAAAAUUUACAUUAUCCUUUGAAAUAAACUUAAAGCAGCCAACACCAACUUAUGGUUCAAAUUAAAAAGGGCAUGGCGGCCUCCGCCGGCUUCUUCACUCCGCCGCCGCCGCCGUCGUUUUUCCGCCGCCUGCAGAAAGAUUCAUUCCAAGGCCUAUUCUUCCUGCUCAUAGCCAGCUCGAUUUUCUUCUUUUUCUAUUCAUUUUCCAGCAUAAAACUUGAGAUUAAUCAGCAAGAAGGCCUAAUUCACCCUCCUAAAGCUAUCAUACCACUUCAACAACCACACCAAGCUGUGCACAACCACCCUUUCAUCUCUCAAGAAUUGCAAGACGACGUUAUUCUGCCGGAGAAGGAAGUUGUUGCGACGUCAAAGGGCGGCGCCGGCGAUCGUGAAACACCAGGUCAUGGUGAAUCAGUAACUGGAUCGCGAAACGACGAUGCAUUCCACGAGAGAAGCGUAUUCAUGGAAGAGUACGAAGAAAUGAACAAGAGCAUGAAGAUAUAUGUAUACCCACACAACAAGAGUGAUCCCUUCGCAAACGUGCUGUUGCCGGUGGAUUCAGAGCCAGGCGGCAACUACGCAAGCGAGAGCUACUUCAAGAAAGCCCUCUUCAACAGCCAUUUCCUCACAAACGACCCUUGGGAAGCGGACCUCUUCUACCUCCCUUUCUCCAUUGCGAGCCUUAGGCACGAUAAGAGAAUAGGCGUUGGUGGGAUUCAAACCUAUAUUAGGAACUACGUUCGAGACAUUAGUCGGGCCUACCCCUUUUGGAACCGGACAGGCGGCGCAGAUCACUUCUACGUUGCCUGCCAUUCCGUAGGGAGAACGGCCAUGAACAAAGCGGUCCAAGUCAAGCUCAAUGCGAUUCAAGUGGUGUGCUCCUCGAGCUACUUCGUGAACAACUAUGUCACCCACAAAGAUGCAUCGAUACCUCAGAUUUGGCCGAGGAAAGGCCGCCGACCAACGCGCCCGCCAUCACAAAGACAGAAUUUGGCAUUUUACGCAGGAGCAAUGAACUCGAGGGUUCGGGAGUCUCUGGUGAGGACGUGGGGGAACGAUUCGGAGAUAUCGGUCCACCGUGCUCGGCUGAAGACGCCCUACUCGGAGUCGCUGCUGAGGAGCAAAUUCUGCAUCCAUGCUAAAGGAUUUGAAGUGAACACAGCUCGAAUAGGGGAUGCAUUGUAUUACGGGUGUGUGCCUGUAGUUUUAGCAGAUCACUAUGAUCUUCCAUAUGCAGACAUCUUGAAUUGGGAGAGUUUCUCGGUUGUGUUGUCAGCUUCUGACAUUCCGAUCAUGAAAAAGGUGCUUCGGGAAAUGGUGGGAUCCGGCCAAUAUUUGAGGUUGCAAGGGAAUGUUGUGAGAUUGCAAAAGCAUUUCCAGUGGCACACUGUGCCGCUUCAUUAUGAUGCGUUUUACAUGGUUAUGUAUGAGCUCUGGCUUCGGAGAAGUCAUGUCAAGAUCACCAUUUGAUUAACCCAUUUAUUUGUUUGUCUCAUUACUUUGUACAGUUGUAGGGGGAAUUGGUUAAAAUAAGUUUAUUAUGAAUUUCCUAUAAAAUAUUCUAAUUUCGUUGCAAAA
Molecule: messenger RNA, 1707 nt
Organism: Salvia miltiorrhiza (redroot sage)
Lineage: Eukaryota; Viridiplantae; Streptophyta; Magnoliopsida; Lamiales; Lamiaceae
Product: probable glycosyltransferase At5g03795
Exons: 4
Coding region: 181-1599 (472 amino acids)
Molecular function (GO): glycosyltransferase activity
Source: RefSeq, a predicted model, not a curated record